UCGCGCAUUUCUUACGAGGUCAAAAUGACGUCGCCAGUAACGUUGAUUCUUCUUGGUCAAGCCUAUUUCAUCGGCUCGGCACUUGGCUUCCCGCCGAUAGUACCAAAUUGGUACGAGGAAAAUAGAGGUGAAAUUCAGUUGCAACUCCAGCCAGACGUUCCACCGGUCGUACAAAUUUCGAAGCGGCCGAUCUUGGAAUCUACCCAAAACGAACCUGAGUUUACGGCCAUCAAACGGGAUGAUGACAAGUCCACGUCUGGAAUUGUCGCACACGGAGUUGACAGAAACGCUGUUAAGUUGAACACGGCUGGAAAAAUUAGCGAAAAUGAAAGUGAUCAUCGAGUGAUUACCAUUAAAAAUUCGGACCGCGAGUCGAAAUCAUUCGCUAGGCUCGGCAAACUGGGUUCUUCCGGGCGCAUUGGUUAAAAAAAAAACCCAGAACGGUUAUCUGCUCGGGAAAAUAUUUGUAAAUAAAUAGAAUAAGUUAGAAUAAGUAGAAUACCAGA
Molecule: messenger RNA, 506 nt
Organism: Neodiprion fabricii
Lineage: Eukaryota; Metazoa; Arthropoda; Insecta; Hymenoptera; Diprionidae
Exons: 2
Coding region: 25-426 (133 amino acids)
Source: RefSeq, a predicted model, not a curated record